Penicillium odoratum is the source of this 759-nucleotide messenger RNA. Its product is annotated as trafficking protein particle complex subunit 5. Gene Ontology annotation, biological process: endoplasmic reticulum to Golgi vesicle-mediated transport. The coding region runs from base 1 to 759 and encodes 252 amino acids. Gene Ontology annotation, cellular component: TRAPPIII protein complex; TRAPPI protein complex; TRAPPII protein complex. NCBI's taxonomy places the organism in Eukaryota, Fungi, Ascomycota, Eurotiomycetes, Eurotiales, Aspergillaceae. The transcript is spliced from 2 exons. The record is from RefSeq and is a predicted model, not a curated record.
AUGGCCGCGCCCAGACACUCGGCCAUGCUGUCCCUCAACAACGGCACGCCGCAAUCCACAUCCAGUGACCGAACACAAGCACUACAGCAACCACAAAGCCCAGCUCCAUCACAAGGCCUCCGCGUCCCAUCCAAUCGCAAAACCAUCUACGACCGACACUUGAAUCGCAGCCGCAAUGCAGAGUCCAGCCGUGCAAGCUUCGCUUAUCUAUUCGCGGAGAUGGUCACAUAUGCUCAGCGGAGGGUAACAGGCAUACAAGAUUUAGAGAAACGAUUAAAUGAACAAGGAUACCCCCUAGGCCUCCGGCUCCUCGACCUCCUCUUCUAUAGAGCAACCUCAACCUCCUCCUCAGCCCUCUCAAGCUCCUCAACCUCCUCCUCACCACCAAACAGACCCCUCCGCAUCCUAACUCUUCUCCACCUCAUCCAUGGCCCCCUCUGGCGUCUCCUCUUCCAGCGCUCAGCAGACGCCCUCGAGCACUCUGUGUCACCCGAUACUCCAAAUGAAUACAUGAUCACUGACAACGAUCCCUUGGUGAAUACCUACAUCAGUGUACCCCGUGAAAUGAGCAUGCUCAACUGCGCGGCUUUCGUGGCGGGGAUUAUUGAAGGAGUCUGUGAUGGUUGUGGGUUCGAGGCGAAGGUGUCGACGCAUAAUCAGCCGACGGAGAUGUGGCCUUCGAGGACCGUUUUCCUUGUGCGCUUUGGGGAUAGUGUUAUGGAGCGGGAGAAAGUUCUGGAGAGAGCUGGGAUUAAAUGA